Molecule: messenger RNA, 2304 nt
Organism: Chanos chanos (milkfish)
Lineage: Eukaryota; Metazoa; Chordata; Actinopteri; Gonorynchiformes; Chanidae
Gene: slc7a14b
Product: solute carrier family 7 member 14b
Exons: 7
Coding region: 1-2304 (767 amino acids)
Biological process (GO): transmembrane transport; amino acid transport
Cellular component (GO): plasma membrane
Molecular function (GO): amino acid transmembrane transporter activity
Source: RefSeq, a predicted model, not a curated record
AUGAAUGCUGUUUUUGCCAAACUAGACCCUCGACGCAUAGAGUGGGAGGCCUCCUGGUAUGGCCUCCACUCUCGAGUACUGCGCACCAAACCAGUGGAGUCCAUGCUGGAAGACUCUGGUGACCUGCACGGGACCAAGCUGGCUCGGGUACUGACCACUGUGGAUCUGGUGUCGCUUGGAGUGGGUAGCUGUGUUGGCACAGGCAUGUAUGUGGUUGCUGGGCUUGUUGCCAAGGAAAUGGCUGGACCUGGUGUGAUCAUGUCCUUCAUCUUUGCUGCUGUAGCAUCCAUUCUAUCAGGCUUUUGUUAUGCUGAGUUUGGAGUUCGUGUUCCUAAGACAACAGGCUCCGCCUACACCUACAGCUAUGUCACAGUUGGAGAAUUUGUAGCCUUCUUCAUUGGUUGGAACCUCAUCCUUGAGUAUCUAAUUGGCACGGCAGCAGGGGCGAGUGCUCUCAGUAGCAUGUUUGAUUCCUUGGCCAAUCACACCAUCAGCCGCUAUAUGGUCAACAAUGUUGGGACGCUCAACGGUCUGGGUAAAGGAGAGGAGUCCUACCCAGACCUGCUUGCUCUCCUCAUUGCCUUUAUAGUGACUGUGAUAGUCGCCAUGGGGGUGAAGAACUCUGUGAGCUUCAACAAUGUCCUGAAUGUUGUCAAUUUGGUCGUAUGGGUGUUCAUGGUCAUUGCUGGCCUCUUCUUCAUCAGUGGAGUUAACUGGAGCAGUGGGAGAUUCCUACCUUAUGGCUGGUCAGGGGUCAUGCAAGGAGCUGCUACCUGUUUCUAUGCCUUCAUUGGAUUUGACAUCAUUGCAACAACUGGAGAAGAGGCAAAGAGCCCAAACACCUCCAUUCCCUAUGCUAUUACUGCCUCUUUAAUCACCUGCCUCACCGCCUAUGUCUCAGUGAGUGUGAUCCUGACCCUCAUGGUACCAUAUAACCUCAUUGAUGGUGAUGCACCUUUGAUGGAGAUGUUUGCAGUCCACGGAUUUAUGGCAGGGAAGUACAUUGUUGCCGUGGGAGCUGUGGCAGGACUCACAGUCAGUCUGCUGGGUUCGCUCUUCCCCAUGCCCAGGGUCAUAUACGCCAUGGCAGGAGAUGGUCUGCUCUUUAGGUUCCUGGCUCAUGUGAGUCCAUACACCGAGACUCCGGUCUUGGCCUGUGCUGUGUCAGGUUUUCUGGCGGCGCUGCUGGCUCUGCUUGUUAGCCUGAGGGACCUGAUAGAGAUGAUGUCCAUUGGCACAUUGCUGGCUUACACGCUGGUCUCCGUGUGUGUGCUGCUUCUGCGCUACCAGCCUGAGGCAGACGACUUUGCCUGCCUCGCCCCUGAUGAAAACGAGCCGGCCAGACAGAAGAUAGAGGGUGUGUUGGCGGAGCGUGAGAGAGAUGCAUACUCCCCCACGGGUGAAGCUGAAGAGUACGGAGACUGCGGGACGAAGAACCACCCUUCUCAGAAAGAUGACGAGAUGCUCAUUGGCAAGUCGGACGUGUCAGGAUAUCAGUCCGACAGCUCAGGCUACAGCAUUGGGGAGAAAGGCUCGGAGGCUGGAGAUUCAGACAGCGCUCUGACUAACUUGCUGAGACGUGUUCUGGGUCCUCACUACUACACAUUGCGGAUACGACUGGGCCUACCCGACUCAUCUGACAGGCCUACGCCUGCGACAGGACGCACCGUAACCACCUGUGUUCUCGUGCUCUUCAUCCUAACCUUUCUGCUCUGGUCCCUGGUCAUAUAUGGCAUGGACCAGGCCUCAAGUGGUGCCCAGUGGGCACUUUUGCCUCUCAUAAUCAUAAUUUGCGUCGUCAUGGUUAUUUUGCUCAUCAUCAUUCUACGGCAGCCUGAGAGCCCCAAAAAGCUACCAUACAUGGCCCCUUGUGUGCCCUUUGUGCCCACAGCUGCCAUGCUAGUGAACAUCUACCUUAUGCUCAAGUUGUCCAGUAUCACCUGGGUCCGCUUUGUUGUGUGGUGCCUAAUAGGUCUACUAAUCUACUUUGGUUAUGGGAUGUGGAACAGCUCUCUGGAGAUCAGUGCCCGAGAGGAAGAGGCUCACGCCAGCUCUUAUCAGCGUUAUGACGCAGGUGUGGAUGACAGCUUCACGGUUGACGGCGACCUGCAUCAGCAAGGAGAUGAAGGCUGUUAUCAGGGCUGGGGGGCUGAAGAGAGAGGCUAUCAGUAUCAGAACCAAUACCAGUACCAGCAGCAGGAUGAUGAGCACAGGACCUCGUCCAGUAGUCACAAAUCCUGGAGCAGAGGCCGAUCCAAUAAGGGUUUUGAAGAGCUGGUAAAUGAUGACUAUUCACCAGAAUGA